UGUGUGUGUGUGUGAGUAAAUUCAUGGGUGAGGAUUGCCCUUCUGUGUCAGGUGUCAGUGCUAAUAAUUUAUUUAGCUGGUGAAAAUUAGCAUUUAUCCAAAUCAAAGACAGUUAUUCUUCCACCUCGGAGAAGAGAAUGAGCUGUGCUUUCUGCUAGGACUGUUCAGUAAGUGUAGAUCACAGUCUCUUCUCAGGGAAACAUAGCUUUACUUCAUUUUUAAAAAGUUGUUAGGAAGUCAAGUCAUCUUAUGCAGGCUAAUUACUAAUUAUACCCGGCGUCAGAAGCCUACAGAAGACCUCAAUUAACAAAUUUUUAAAUUGUUGGUCCCUAUUAAUAUCUACCAUCAGAGUUUUUGGUAAUCAAAGGGUGCCAUGGAGUCUGGAGAGCCACACAUGCAGUAUAGAAGGAGGAAGUCCCUGCUUUGUUCCUUCCUUGCCAUGAAUUUUGAUGGAUGAGACCACACUGAAAUUCCAUGAUGUUGUUCCUGGUGGAAUUAUUUCAUUAUGUAUCUGGCAUUAUGAUGGAUGGACAGAACUGGUCCUGGCGGCUGUGGAAGGGGAUCCUAGCAAGCUCUCUUGCCUUGGUGUGGUGACUGAAGAUUCAUUUUUCAACACUGUCAAUUCCAGACACCUUGGAAAGGAGGAGAGGAAGAAAUGGGUCACUCAAAGAGCCUUUGUGGCCUUGUAUGUCACAUCGCACAGAGGGCAUGUGGAGGCUGUGCAGUACCUUCUAGAACAUGGAACAAACUGCCUGAGCAAGACCCCCGUAGGCAGGACCCCCCUGCACGUGGCUGCCGCCAUGGAGCGGUUGGACUGUAUAACCCUCCUGCUCAGCUACGGGGCCUCGGUCAACAGCCGAGACGCCAAUGGGGAGACGCCCAUAACCCUGGCACACCGCCUGAACCGCUGGAACAGCGAGAGGCGGAUGUUCCUCUUCUACUGGAUGGCGAAGACGAGAGAACCUGACAGGGCUUCCAGAAACACAAGAAUGGGCUCUGCUCCCACAGGAAGACCCAAACUUAGCCCCCACCCCCAGCAUCUGCAGGUGAAACCGAACCAGAAUAACACUUCAGAGUUCCAACCCACAGCUUCCCUGGCUGAGCAACAAGGCAGGAAGAAAAAGCAAUGAGUCGGAAUCCGACACAGAGUGAUCUGCCCUGUUUGUAAAUGACUUUCAGGAGGGUGUUGAUGGAAGACAAUAAGCUUGAGUUCAUUUGGUAAUCCAUUACAGACUCAACCGGCUAGGAUACCAGCCUUUAAUUUUAAGCUAUUUGUACAUUGUACCAAUAAUGCUGUUGGGGGUGAUGGGAGCCAAUUACCUUCUCUCCCUUCUAGAGACUGUCUAAUGCAUUGGCAUAAUAGGAGUAAUAACAAUGAUGAUAAUA
Erinaceus europaeus (western European hedgehog) is the source of this 1386-nucleotide messenger RNA. RefSeq names its product ankyrin repeat domain 60 (gene ANKRD60). Lineage: Eukaryota; Metazoa; Chordata; Mammalia; Eulipotyphla; Erinaceidae. The transcript has 4 exons. The record is from RefSeq and is a predicted model, not a curated record. The coding region runs from base 450 to 1130 and encodes 226 amino acids. Gene Ontology annotation, molecular function: protein binding.